UAGUUCCGGCUAGUUUAACAGACAGCUUAGGAAUUUCAGAUCCUUUAAAGUUCCAUCUGCUGCACAGUUCAGUUCAGGUUCAGAACACAAAGAUGGUGAAAAUGGGAUUACUUCUAGCCGUGCUUCUCGUCACUCUGUUUGCCAUCAUUAGCACAUCAGAGGCCAGUCCUGGGGCAAUUGAUCAAAUUUGCAUCGAUCGAGCAUGCACUACUGAAUACAACCCCGUUUGUGGCAGUGACGGGAGGACAUACGGCAAUAAGUGCUCCUUCAGCCUUGCGAAAAGAUGCGACAAUCCUAGGCUAAGGAUUCGGUGCUAUGGAGAAUGCCAUAAGUGUAGAACUCACUGAUUGACAGAAGGUCUUCAUUAAUAAUGGAAGAAAUAGUUUUAUAGAUAAUACAUAAAGGCUACUGUAUCAUCUAUGCAAACCUUCAAGUAUUGCCACUGUAGACUUGCCUAAGAAUUCUUCCAUGGAAUAUCUACACCAUUCAUUGAAUUUGCUAUCACGGAGGCAUUGUAUCAUUUGUGUAAAAAACGAUAAAUAAAACAUGCAUCCAAUA
This is a messenger RNA of Macrobrachium nipponense, 558 nucleotides long. Its product is annotated as ovomucoid-like. The transcript is spliced from 4 exons. NCBI's taxonomy places the organism in Eukaryota, Metazoa, Arthropoda, Malacostraca, Decapoda, Palaemonidae. Bases 93 to 347 code for a protein of 84 amino acids. The record is from RefSeq and is a predicted model, not a curated record. Gene Ontology annotation, molecular function: protein binding; serine-type endopeptidase inhibitor activity.